Molecule: messenger RNA, 447 nt
Organism: Phaeoacremonium minimum UCRPA7
Lineage: Eukaryota; Fungi; Ascomycota; Sordariomycetes; Togniniales; Togniniaceae
Product: putative 40s ribosomal protein s17 protein
Exons: 3
Coding region: 1-447 (148 amino acids)
Biological process (GO): translation
Cellular component (GO): ribosome
Molecular function (GO): structural constituent of ribosome
Source: RefSeq, a predicted model, not a curated record
AUGGGUCGCGUUCGCACAAAGACCGUCAAGAAGUCCGCCAAGGUCAUCAUUGAGCGGUACUACCCCAAGCUCACCCUGGACUUCGAGACCAACAAGAGAAUCUGCGAUGAGAUCGCCAUCAUUGCCUCCAAGCGCCUGCGCAACAAGAUUGCCGGCUACACUACACACUUGAUGAAGCGUAUUCAGCGAGGACCCGUCCGUGGUAUCUCCUUCAAGCUGCAGGAGGAGGAGAGAGAGCGCAAGGAUCAAUACGUCCCCGAGGUCUCUGCUCUCGACUUCACUCAGAACUCUGAGAGCGGCCAGCUGGACGUUGACACCGAGACCAAGGACCUGCUGAAGCACCUUGGCUUCGACUCCAUCCCCGUCAACGUUGUCCCCGUUACCCAGGUCCAGCCGCAAGACCGUGGUGGCCGCCGCUUCGGUGACCGACCUCCCCGACGAGACUAA